AUGCCUUCCAAUAAUCAGACAGACGAGGCGGAUGCCACGGGCCAGAGUGUUCUACCACUCGCCAGGAUAAAGAAGAUCAUUCAGCUCGACGAAGAUAUAGCACAGUGCUCGCACAAUGCGACGUUUCUUAUUGCAAUGGCUACAGAACUAUUCAUCCAAUACCUUGCCGAGCAAGGAUAUAACGUCGUCAAGUCAGAGCGCAAGCCUCGAAAGACCAUACAAUACAAGGAUCUCGCGACCGCAGUCUCGCGAAUCGACAACCUCGAAUUCCUCGCCGACGUAAUCCCCAAGACUACAACGUACCGCCAAUUCAAAGAAAAGCGAGCCCGCGAAGUAGCACAAGACGCGCCCGAGAUAGAAAAGGGACAAUCCGGUACACCUGAUGCAGCGGUAGGACAGAAUGGCGUCGCUCGUCUGCCGAGAGGACAGACCACGCUGCUUGCAGCGUCUAAUGGGAGCAGAUCUAAUAUUGCGACCGAUAGUCCUAUGCCCACAGUGUCGAUGAUGAUUGAUCCAACUACGGAUACUGAGUCCGGCGCGAAUGGCGAUGUUGAGAUGACUGGAUAA
This is a messenger RNA of Talaromyces marneffei, 567 nucleotides long. RefSeq lists its product as uncharacterized. The transcript is spliced from 4 exons. The coding region runs from base 1 to 567 and encodes 188 amino acids. The record is from RefSeq and is a predicted model, not a curated record. Gene Ontology annotation, molecular function: protein heterodimerization activity. Gene Ontology annotation, cellular component: nucleus; CHRAC. Lineage: Eukaryota; Fungi; Ascomycota; Eurotiomycetes; Eurotiales; Trichocomaceae.